Oncorhynchus nerka (sockeye salmon) is the source of this 7582-nucleotide messenger RNA. RefSeq names its product E3 ubiquitin-protein ligase Itchy-like. The record is from RefSeq and is a predicted model, not a curated record. NCBI's taxonomy places the organism in Eukaryota, Metazoa, Chordata, Actinopteri, Salmoniformes, Salmonidae. Bases 241 to 2814 code for a protein of 857 amino acids. Gene Ontology annotation, biological process: proteasome-mediated ubiquitin-dependent protein catabolic process; protein K63-linked ubiquitination; protein K29-linked ubiquitination. Gene Ontology annotation, cellular component: cytoplasm. The transcript is spliced from 25 exons. Gene Ontology annotation, molecular function: protein binding; ubiquitin protein ligase activity.
GUCACAUGACACGGUCAGGAAGAAAUUCAGAGUGGUACUUGUCAUACAGCUUUUUAGUUUUUCUGAGACGUUGUUUACCAUCCACAUUCCUUGGUGGGCGUAAGAAGGAUAUUUACAGAAACAUUUGCUGCCCUCUGAUAUGGUCGCAGUUGUAAAUGAGAACUUGUUCUCAACUGGCCUGCCUGGUUAAAUAAAGUUCAUGUCAUAGCCAAAGCAUGCUGCAUUGUUAAUGGCUGAACUAUGAAGGCACAACUUCAAGUCACUGUUCUGUCGGCCAAACUGAAGGAGAACAAAAAGAACUGGUUUGGCCCCAGUCCGUACGUGGAGGUGGCUGUGGACGACCAGUCGAAGAAGACGGAGAAAUGCAGCAACACCCACACCCCCAAAUGGAAGCAGUCACUCACAGUAAUUGUCACACCUUUCAGUAAGCUCAUUUUCCGGGUAUGGAGUCAUCAGACGCUGAAGGCCGACUUCCUAUUGGGCGUGGCCACAUUGGACAUGAGUGAAACCCUCAAGUCCAAUGAUAUGAAACUCUCUGAGGUGGUGCAGAUCUUACAGCUGUGUUCAGACCAGGACAACACAGACGUGGUGGGAGACCUGUCCAUCUGUCUGGAUGGUGUGCAGGUGGACCCAGAGACCUUUGCCUCUGCAGAGAGAGACCAUGCAGCUACUGCUCCCAACAGGGACGUGAGGCAGAACGAAGAUGGAGGCAACAGGUCCAGCAGAGACACGUCACCUUCCAGUGACUCUACAGAGGACUGGGUGAUCAUCCCCAAUGGCCACGAGAUCAACUGCACGGGGUCUCCCGCCCCAUCCCCAAGGGGCUCCAAGUCCACACGCCCCCCCAGACCUGCUCGUCCUCCUCCACCCACCCCUCGCAGACCAGUCGCUUCCCCAGCGUCCUCUAGCAGCUCCACUCCCAGCGACGUGAGCGAGCCCCCGGCUUCAGACGGCUCCUCCUCGGACCCCCCUCCGGAGAACGGCGCAGAACCCCCACAGGCAGCCAGCAGCAGCGGACCGGAAGCCAUUGGGGCACCCCCAGCCGGAGGGCUACCCCAACUCAGCCCUGUCAGCAACGGCCCACUGCCACCGGGCUGGGAGCAGAGGGUGGACCAGAAUGGGCGCAUGUAUUACGUGGAUCACAUUGAAAAGAGGACGUCAUGGAACCGACCCGAUUCUCUCCCCUCUGGGUGGGAGCGGCGAGUGGACCCAAUGGGCAGGGUGUACUUCGUGGACCACAUCAGCCGGACCACCACGUGGCAGCGCCCUACGCAGGAGUCGGUGCGUAACUUUGAGGAGUGGCAGCACCAGCGCAGCCAGCUGCAGGGGGCCAUGCAGCAGUUCAACCAGAGGUUCAUAUUCGGACUCCAGGAUCAGCAAAUAGCCGCAGCAAACAAAGAGUUUGACCCGCUUGGGCCGCUGCCACAUGGCUGGGAGAAGCGAACAGACACCAACGGCAGGGUAUAUUUUGUUCACCACACAUCGCGGAUGACCCAGUGGGAGGACCCACGGACGCAAGGGCUGCUUAAUGACAAGCCUCUACCUGAAGGCUGGGAGAUGAGGUUCACUGUGGACGGCAUCCCCUACUUUGUGGACCACAACAGGAGAACCACCACCUACAUCGACCCUCGCACAGGCAAAUCCUCCCUUGAGAACGGGCCUCAGAUCACCUACGUCAGGGACUUUAAAGCCAAAGUGCAGUACUUCAGGUUCUGGUGUCAGCAACUGUCAAUGCCACAGCACAUCAAGAUCACCGUCACCCGCAAAACCCUCUUUGAGGAUUCAUUCCAGCAAAUAAUGAGCUUUCAUCCACAAGAUCUCAGACGGAGGCUGUGGAUAAUAUUCCCCGGAGAGGAAGGCUUGGACUACGGAGGAGUGGCAAGGGAGUGGUUCUUCCUGCUGUCUCAUGAGGUGCUGAACCCCAUGUACUGCCUGUUUGAGUACGCUGGGAAGGAUAACUACUGUCUCCAGAUCAACCCUGCCUCUUACAUCAACCCCGACCACCUCAAGUACUUCAAGUUCAUCGGACGCUUCAUCGCCAUGUCCUUGUUCCACGGGAAGUUCAUCGAUACAGGAUUCUCCCUGCCCUUCUACAAGCGCAUCCUGAACAAGCCCCUGGCCCUAAAGGACCUGGAAUCCAUUGACACGGAAUUCUACAACUCCCUCAUCUGGAUCAAGGAUAACAACCUGGAGGAGUGUGGUCUGGAGAUGUUCUUCUCUGUGGACAAGGAGAUCCUGGGGGAGGUUACUACUCACGAGCUGAAGCCGGACGGAGGCAACGUACUGGUCACUGAGGAGAACAAAGAGGAAUACAUCAGGCUGGUGGCAGAGUGGAGAUUGUCCAGAGGUGUGGAGGAGCAGACCCAGGCCUUCUUCGAGGGCUUCAACGAGGUCCUCCCCCAGCAGUACCUGCAGUACUUUGACGCUAAGGAACUGGAGGUGAUGCUGUGUGGCAUGCAGGAGAUAGACCUGGUGGACUGGCAGAGGCACACCAUCUACAGACACUAUGCUCACAGCAGCAAGCAGAUCCUCUGGUUCUGGCAGUUUGUGAAGGAGAUGGACAACGAGAAACGCAUGAGGCUGCUACAGUUUGUCACUGGCACCUGUCGGCUCCCCAUGGGUGGCUUCGCUGACCUCAUGGGGAGUAAUGGGCCACAGAAGUUCUGCAUCGAGAAGGUGGGCAAAGAAAACUGGCUUCCAAGAAGUCACACUUGCUUUAAUCGACUGGACCUGCCCCCCUACAAGAGCUACGAGCAACUGAAGGAGAAGCUGAUGUUUGCCAUCGAGGAAACUGAGGGCUUCGGACAGGAGUAGUAACACACGGCAGCCUAAAUGGCCACCAUGAGGAGCCAUUCUCCACGCACUUUGAUCUGUCUAGGUUUCAGGCAGCUGCACUUUUUCCCCCUUUUUCCCUCUUGAGAUGGACAGGCACUAACAGACGCGUCCCUUUCUGCCACGUUAUACAGACCCCCAAAGUCAUUACACCUGAGGUGGAAUCACUGUCUCCAUGGUGACGACCCUUCAUACUGAAUGAUUCCGCUUUCACCCCCUGACCUGUGUAACCCUGUUGAAGCUUGCCUUAUUCUGCCUAAUCAGACCACGUGUCCGGGAAGAGAGAGAGGAAGGAGAGGGGAUGUUCCCUCCCCAUGUCACAUCUGCCUGUCACCUCUUCACCACAGUAGUUAAUAAUCACGGAAGAUAUUCACUACAAUGUCAGCUGUUUCAUUUCUUCCCCUUCGUCUCCCUGAGCGCAGACUGUUGAGUGUAUGAAUGAAUGCUAGAAUUGUGUGCUGCUGACUCUUCCAAAAAAGUCCCCUUGUCAAUUUGUGACAUUUAGAGUGUUUUAGUUGAUUUAACAUGUUGCUUUCCAGAUGAAAUAUUGAAUCUUAAGACAUUUACUUUGCUGGUAAGGGUUUUUGUGAAUGUUAUGAUGAAAAGCUUUAUUUUUGGCGUGCAAUAGUUUUACAGUCAGAUGUUUAUGCCCUUUAUAUAGAUAAACCAGACGUUCAUUAAUUACCUCAAUCCAAAGUUUUUGUUUAUAAAGUCAGUUGUAAUCAAGUCUAUGUAUUGAUUUCAACCCUGAAUAUUGAAAAUGUUUUUAUUUAAUUUUUUUAUAGCCUGAAAUUGUUGUAGCAAAACAGGGUCGUAUUCAUGUUUCACCUAAUGGGAGAACAUUGAUCUUUUUUUAAAACUUUGAAUAUUUUUGUGCCUUCUGACCAUGACCCUGGUUUGUUGUGUGAUUUGACCCUUUCUUUCCCAAACAGUCGGCAUUAGGACCGUACUUGUCUACAAUAAUAGCAUUGUUUUAAUUUUUAAGGCAAACCGAAUGAGUUACUAAUGACGUGGGAGUGUCAGCAGUGUGUCAAAAGUUAAUGUAAGGACAACCGAUAAGGAAAGAGUAAAUUUAGGAAUUAGAAAUAAGACAACUGCUUGUGAAAAUCACUCCCACUGAAAGGUAAACCUUUUUUUGUUGUAUAGAGAAUUAUCAUCAACUCCAAGAUCUAAUGAUUAAGGACUAGUUUAAAUCAUAUCUGCGCUAGCGGACACCCGCAUAGCUGUUGUUUUGGUGGUGUCUGAGGUGGAACUGUGUUGGAGCUGUCAAAUCCACAAGCGGCUGAUGGGGUUUUACCUGAAGCAGACGUUGCCACAGAAAUCCCAUGCAGCUGUGUUACAAUUCCGAACACUGGCAUCUGUGAUGUAAUCUACACCUCGAUUAGGAUGAUAUAAAUCCUUAUUAUUUUGUUAAUUGAUUUUCAAUUUGAGCAUCAUUAUUUCUAUAUAGCCUAGACUUUCUCGUUCUGAGCUUCUAACACAUGUGGAAGGGGUGUGGCUUAGAGACCAUGUUAAAGAGCAGCUGCUCAAUGAUUUGACGUCAGAAUUGGCAAAAGGAGUUACCUCAGCGACUUUGAGGGUGGUAUGAUCCUCGGUGCCAUUCGUGCCGAUUGGGCUUUUCACGCACGACAGUGUCUAGGGUUUACAUAGAAUGGUGCGAUGAAGAACAUUAAGUCAGUGGCAGUCCUGUGGGCUAAACGGCUCGUUAAUAAGAGGCCCGAAGGAGAAUGGCAAGAAUUGUGCAAGCUAACAGGCCGGCCACAAAUAGGCAAAUAAUGGCACAGAACGGCAUCUCGGAACGCGCAACUUGUCGGUCCUUGUCGCGGAGGGGCUAUUGCAGCCGACAACGGCACCGGGUUCCACUCCUAUCAGCUAAACACGAGAAGGGAUUACCAACACUGGACAAUUGAGGAGUGGAAAAACAUUGGCUGGUCCGAUGAAUCCCGGUUCCUUUUCCGUCAUGCUGAUAGCAGUCAGGAUUUGGCAUAAGCAGCAUGAGUCCAUGGCCCCAUCCUGCCUGGUGUCAACAGUACAGGCUGGUGGUGUAAUGUUGUGGGGAAUGUUUUUCAGGCACACCUUAGGUCCCUUGAUACCAAUUGAGCAACGUUUGAACAUUUCCAACACCUUGUAGGAUCAAUUCCCCGGAGAAGUCAGGGUGUUCUGGUGGCAAAGAGGGGUCCAACCCGGUACUAGAUGGGUGUACCUAAUAAACUGGACGCCGAGUGUUUAUAUGUAUGUCCCAGGCCCAUAGUCCUAAGAAAUAUAUAUAUUUAGCGGCCCUAGUUUUAUAGGGUUCAGUUUUGUCAUUCUAGAGUUUUUACACAUUGCAAAAUGUUCCAUAACUUUUUCCUUCGUGUGACCUGAUGAACAUCACCAUGUUGAUUGGCAUUGAAUGAGAUCUACCAUUUCUGACCUUUUGUGAACUCUGCUUCUCAGGCAUUUCUUCAACAUGCCUCUCGGUAGCAUUUCUUCGCAAGAACCGUGGCAGUAUAAUCAAGUUAGAUUAAAUAUAGCUUUCUUUCAAGAAAUGUUUAGGUCACAGAUGUGUAUUUGCAGUCAAAUCAAGCAUCCAAGUGACACACGUAAUAUCCUUGUCGUGAGUGACUGGUAUUUGAAUUCAUUUGACACCAAUUUACAUACAGUGCAUACGGAAAGUAUUCAGACCCCUUCCCUUUUUCCACAUUUUCUAACGUUACAGCCUUAUUCUAAAAUGGUUUAAAUAAUAUUUUUCUCAUCUACACACAAUACCCCAUAAUGACAAAGCAAAAACAUUUUUUUUAUUUUAGCAAAUGUAUACAAAUAUUAUAAACGGAUACCUUAUUUACAUAAGUAUUCAGGCACUUUGCUAUGACUCGGGAAUUGAGCUUGGCUAUAUCCGGUUUCCAUUGAUCAUCUUUGAGAUGUUUCAACAACUUGAUUGGAGUCCACCUGUGGUAAAAUUCAAUUGAUUUGACAUGAUUUGGUAAGAGACGCAACUGUCUAUAUAAGAUCCCAGAGUUGACAGUGGAUAUCAGAGCAAAAACCAAGCCAUGAGGUCAAAGGAAUUGUCUGUAGAGCCCUGAGACAGGAUUGUGCCUUGACACAUAUUUGGGGAAGGGUACCAAAAAAAUUCUGCAGCAUUGAAGUUCCCCAAGAACAUAGUGGCCUCCAUCAUUCUUCAAUGGCAGAAGUUUGGAACCACCAAGACUCUUCCUGGAGCUGGCCGCCCAUCCAAACUGAGCAAUCGUGGAAGAAGGGAGGUGACCAAGAACCUGAUGGUCACUGACAGAGCUCCAGAGUUCUUCUGUGGAGAUGGCUGUCCUUCUGGAAGGUUCUCCUAUCUCUGCAGCACUCCACCAAUCAGGCCUUUAUCGUAGAGUGGCCAGAUGCAAGCCAUUCUUCAGUAAAAGGCACAUGACAGCCCGCUUGUAGUUUGCCAAAUGGCACCUAAAGGACUCUGACCAUGAGAAACAAGAUUAUCUGGUCUGAUGAAACCAAGAUUAACCUCUUUGGCCUGAAUGUGAAGCGUAACCUGUGGAGGAAACCUGGCACCACCCCUAUGGGGAAGCAUGGUGGUGGCAGCAUCAUGCUUUGGGGAUGUUUUUUAGCGGCAGGGACUGGGAGACUAGUCAGGAUUAGGGAAAGAAGAAUGCAGCAAAGUACAGAGAGAUCCUUGAUGAAAACCUACGCCAGAGUGCUCAGGACCUCAGAAUGGGGUCCAAGACAACGCAGGAGUGACUUGGGCACAAGUCUCUGAAUGGACUAACCAGAGCCUGGGCUUGAACCCAAUCGAACAUCUCUGGAGAGACCUUAAAAUAGCUGUGCAGCGACGCUCCCCAUCCAACCUGACAGCUUGAGAGGAUCUGCAGAGAAGAAUGGGAGGAACUCUCCAAAUACAGGUGUGCCAAGCGUGUAGCGUCAUACCCAAUAAGAUUUGAGGCUGUAAUCACUGCCAAAGUCGCUUCAACAAAGUACUGAGUAAAAGGUCUGAAUACUUAUGUAAAUGUUAUAUUUCCGGGGUGCGGGGUGUUGUAAAUUUUAAAAAAUGUCUAAACCAAUUUUUGCUUUGUCGUUAUGGGGUAUUGUGUGUAGAUUGAUGAAGGGGGAGAAAGCAAUUUAAUCAAUUUUAAAUGAAGGCUGUAACUUAACAAAAUGUGGAAAAAGUCAAGGGGCCUGAAUACUUUCCGAAUGACAAAAAUAGUGUUAAUCCCAGCCUAGUGGCUGUCUUAGCUGUGAGUGUCUGGGUUGUUUUGGAAAGACUCCUUGAACUUCCAUUAAGAAACACACUUUUCGUUUAAAAACAAAUAUUUUCAAAACGUCAUGUAUUGUGUGCCGUGGCUGUCUCGUCUCUGAUACCACUUUAUAACUGGGUGUAAAGUCAGGGCGAUUCGACAUCCCAUUGCUUCACUGCAUCCUCAAGACUUCUUGACCACACACUCAUUCUGGCUCACCACCUCAUAGUGCACUGCCAUGAAGAGAUUGCUGUUAUUAACAAAUAACAAGUGAUAGCGCCUUACUCGGCUUAUUAACCACUUUAAAUUAUUGUUCUUUUUUAAAGUAUUGCCAUGUUCCCAGAUCAUAAAGGAAUAAAAUGUACAGAAAUGUGUUGGUGUUAACUAAUCAUGUUGAUAGUAUUUUUCAUUGUUAAAGCUCUCUAACAUUUUAAUAAAUGUGAGUUAAUGGUUGGAUACUAGUUAUUUUUUCUUAUGUGAAGAUGAAGGAUCUUUAUCAUGUAAAAAAAAAAAUCUAAAUAAACAAUGGGCAACUGGAA